CACACACACACACACACACACAUCCUAUCCUCUCCUCUCCCCGGCCCCUGCCUCAACUCCGCCCCUCGCAGCAACCAACCCAUGACCGCUGGCCUCCUCUGAUACAAGGACACAGGCUCGCGCACAUACACGCGCCGACUCUGCCCCAAUCUCGCGCGGAUCAGCAACUAAGCCACCCCCCAAACGCAGGGCAACCGGAGGAUGCACCCCUCAAUCACGAAGAAGGUCGCCCUCCUGCGGCAGAUCGUCACGUCCCUGGUGGAUCCUGCCCUUCUUGCUGGUCCCUCCCCGCUUCAGGCGCUGAGCACGGCAUGUCUGCCGAUUGUGGGCGCGACGUCCGCCUCCCCUCGGCCGCCUGGACGAGUUCUCCUGAAACGCGAUGAUCUCCUCGGCGCGCCCGAGUGUGGUGGCAAUAAGCUCCGCAAGUUGGCCUCCUGCUUGCGCUGGCUCGAGUCCCACCCCCACCCGGGCACCGCUCGGCCGGCCGUCGCAAUGAUCGGUGGCCGGAGGUCCAACAGUCUGCCAGCCACAGCGGCCGUCCUUCGCCAGCGUGGCUUCCCGGUCCUCAUUCCCUACUUGCUGGAAGCGCACUCCGGGCGGACCAACCCAUGCCUCCAGGACUCCCCCCCGCCGGGCCAAGCCUCUUGCGGUGGUCUCCGGCCACGCGUGUACCCUCUGGCCAUGUCACCAUCCAUGGAACGCCCCGAUCGGGGGAUCUCCCCGAAUGAGCUUCUGCUUGAGCUCCUCUUUGAUCUUCCCACCGAGGCUCGAAUGCUGGAUCUGACGGAUCUUGCGCCGGGCGACCGGCCAGAGCACCACGUUUGGCGGGAUCUUGCCCAGCGCGGGGUCCUUUCUCGCGAACUGGAGGACGCUUGGUGUCAACCGAACAUCCUGGCGGCUGGCCAUCCCUCCGGGCGCGUUCUCUCGGCCCCCCGACCGGUGGAGGUGUUGCCCGAGGGCCUCUGCUUCGCUCCCUCCCUGCCGGGUGCCCUGAGCCUUCCGCUGGAAGUAGCCGAGCACAUUUUGGCCAAGGAAAUCCGCCUCCCAGCCACAGUGUACAUGGAUGCCGGGACGGGAUUCUCGGCCGGGGCCUUUGCCGCCACCAUGGACUGGCUCGGCCUGCCGGUCACCACAAAGGUGGUCUUGAUGGCGGGCGACCCGUCGGGACUCCGCCAACAGGUGACCCUAGCUACGGCGGGACUUGCCCAGCUGACAGCACACUUUCCCCCGCACUCGGAGUCCCCGGCCUUGGAGAGCCCUGCGAAUCAGCACCAGUUGGAAAUCCUCCGGCCCCCGGCGGGCCGGUCCUUUGGCUCGGCUCCGGCCAGUGUCCUGGCAUAUAUUUCCCAAUUGGCUCGGGCCACGGGGAUUUUCACGGACCCCAUCUACUCGGGGAAGCUCUUCAUGACCGCCGAGAUGGACAUUUCCUCCGGACACACCAUCGGCUGUUCGACAGGUGAGGGAGAUUCGCUGGUCGUGCAUUCCGGCGGAGUGCAUGCCCUCUUUGGGUAUGGGCAUCGAUUGUUGCGCGGCCGCGACGAUACAUCCCCCCGACAUGGGACUUAGCGAGAAUGCACAUACCUCUGCGGAUUGCCACAAACCGACCGGGGAAGGGAGAGAGAGAGGGGGGGGGGG
Molecule: messenger RNA, 1635 nt
Organism: Fonticula alba
Lineage: Eukaryota; Rotosphaerida; Fonticulaceae
Exons: 2
Coding region: 202-1566 (454 amino acids)
Molecular function (GO): D-cysteine desulfhydrase activity
Source: RefSeq, a predicted model, not a curated record